AAAAAAGUCUCGAUUUGUGAUUUUUAGUUAUUUUUAAGUAAAACAUUAAAAAAUGCGUUUAAAAUUAGUGCUACUUCCUAUUUUUUUAAACACUUUAAUCCAUGUGAUAUACAGCCAAGAUUGUACUGACCUGGGUGUUAAAAAAUCCUGUAACAAAAAUGAAAACUGUUUAGAUUGUAUGAAAGAACAUGAAUGUUGUAACUGGUGUUUAUAUGGACAAUUUAAUACGGGCUAUAGUUGCGACACUUUGACUGAUUCAUGUAAUGGAACCAUUACACUAAAUAGCCCCACACAAAUUACAGAUCAUAGUAAUGAAACAUUUUCCCAGGAGUAUAAAGGCGAUGAAACCAAUCAAAUAGUGCCAAAAAAAUUUAAUUUGACACUUCGAAUAAAUAAACCUUUAAACAUAAGUUUUUACUACAAACCUGUUCAAAAAUAUCCCCUGAACUUAUAUUAUUUGGUCGAUAUUAGCUAUACCAUGAAAGACCAUAUAGAGGACCUUAAAAAGUUGGGAGACGAUCUUAAAGAGUUAAACUUCACCAAUGACUACCAAGUGGGUUUGGGGUCAUUUAUGGACAAACCUUUGAUGCCUUUCUACAGAACAGGGCUAAAUUACGAAAACAACCCCUGUUAUCGCAGUGAAGCCGGGUCUUGCGCGAAAGGUUACCUCUUCAAACAUGUUUUGAACUUCACCGACAAAAUGCAAGAUUUUACCACAGAGGUUCACAAACUGUAUACUUCAGCCAAUUUGGACGAUGUAGAUGGCGCCUCUUCAGCGUUGAUGCAGAUCCUGAACUGCCAGGAUGAGUUUAAAUGGAGAGGGGCUUCAAGAAAACAAAUUUUGAUUGCUACCAGUAGCUUGAUGCACUGGGCUGGCGAUGGUCUGUUGAGCGGGUCUGUUAAGAGCCAUCCGAUGAAAUGUUUGAGUGAAGAAAAUUUAACUUCCAGCAUUUACGAUUACCCCUCUUUGGGGGAUAUUAUAUCCGAGCUUAAAGAUCAUAAGACCAACUUGAUCAUAGCCACGAAACCGGAUACAAGAGCAUACUACAACAAAUUUAGGGAAGUUCUGGGCCAAAAUUGCUUCGUAGGGGAAUUGAAGACGAACGAUACGAAAAAUAUAAUGAAGCUAUUGGAGGAUGGUUACAACCAAUUCAUCAAAUCGGCCGAAUUUUUUGCAAACCACACCCGCCAAGAAUUUUUGAGCGUUGAAUUUUACAACAACUGUUCGGGGGUUUUCAACAAGUCGGCCACAUGCGAUGACGUUGAUGGAAGCACUCCUAUAGAAGUUAUUGCGGAGUUCAAGUUGAUAGGUGAACCACCACAAGGCCUUGAAGAGGAUGAAAUACUGAUUGAGGAAAGAAGCAUAGAAGAACAAAUUAACAUUCAUGUGGAGUAUAAAGGAUUUAAUUGUAUUUGUAACGAUGUUCCCGAAACUAUGACAAAACGAAGCGUUGUGACUUGCAUUCAUGGAAAAAAGGAUUGCGAUGGGUGCCAGUGCGACCCAGGAUGGACUGGGUUAGAUUGUAGCAAAACGUGUCUGGACUCUUUUGAAACCUGUCGAGCUAAUAAUAGUUUAACCUGCAGUCAUAAUGGGGAUUGUAUAUGUGGGAGAUGUAAAUGUCAAAAUAAAUAUUCUGGAGAGUUUUGCCAAUAUAGAUGUCCAAUUGCCAACGAUAGAGUUUGUAAUGGUCAACUAUGUAUGGAUGGCAAUUGCAUAUGCAACAAAGACUUUACUGGCGAAUUGUGCGACUGUCCAAUUUCCAAAAUAAACUGCCAACUCCUCGGUAAAGCUUGUUUGGACAAUGGAGCUUGUGUUUGUAACCAGUGCGAAUGUAACGAAGGAUUCACCGGAAAAUUUUGUAACAUCGAUAAAACCACGAACACCGAUGUAAUUUGCGAUAAUUUGGAAAGCUGCGUUUUGGAAAAAUACAACGAAGAAAACUCGGAAAAGCCAUGCACAACAACAGUAAUAGUAAAAAGUGUGAAUACCAACGAUGAUAUGGAUUGUUCCACAAUCUACGAGAAAAAGGGCAAAAUUUGCACAAUAAAUUUCGAGUUUUCGAUGAAGGAAAAUACUGUUUACCACACAGAACCGAACUGCAACGUAAAAAGCCAAGCGCGCGCCUAUAUUUAUGGAGGUAUAGGCGUUCUUGUACCGAUUUUGGCAGUUUUUCUAGGCUUAAUAAUAUGGAAAAGUUAUGUAACAAGAAAGGACCGCAUUGAAUAUGAGGCCUUCAUAAAAGAGCAAUCAUUUAGCGAGCACCAUAAUAACCCUUUAUACAAAAAUCCUGUUACGCAGUAUGAAAAUCCUCUAUUGGGCCAAAAAAACAAAUAAUUUUUAUCAAAAUCGCUUGAUAAUGAAAAAGUUGGUCGCCAAAAUAUCAAAAUCGAAGUUGUGUUGUUUACUCUCAAUUUUUAUGCUUUGACUGUUUUUUAUGCCAAUAUAUUGUUUUAUAUGUACAAAAUACAAUGUUUUAUUAUAAA
This is a messenger RNA of Brassicogethes aeneus, 2484 nucleotides long. The record is from the annotation of a GenBank genome assembly. Lineage: Eukaryota; Metazoa; Arthropoda; Insecta; Coleoptera; Nitidulidae.